This is a messenger RNA of Vicugna pacos (alpaca), 951 nucleotides long. RefSeq names its product ribonuclease P/MRP subunit p30 (gene RPP30). Gene Ontology annotation, biological process: tRNA processing. The record is from RefSeq and is a predicted model, not a curated record. Gene Ontology annotation, molecular function: RNA binding. Gene Ontology annotation, cellular component: nucleolar ribonuclease P complex. Lineage: Eukaryota; Metazoa; Chordata; Mammalia; Artiodactyla; Camelidae.
UCCCAGCAUGCCCCAGGGGGCGGGCCCCGCGGCUGCGCAGAAGCGCGCGCGCGGUCAUGUGACUGCAGCAUGGCGGCGUUCGCGGAUUUGGACCUGCGAGCGGGUUCCGACCUGAAGGCGCUGCGCGGUCUCGUGGAGAACGCCGCUCACUUGGGCUAUUCAGUUGUUGCCAUCAAUCAUGUUGUUGAAUUUAAGGAAAAGAAACAGGAAAUUGAAAAACCAGUAGCUGUUUCAGAACUCUUUACAACUUUGCCAAUUGUGCAGGGAAAAUCAAAACCAAUUAAAAUUUUAACGAGACUGACGAUCAUCGUUUCAGAUCCAUCACACUGCAAUGUUUUGAGAGCAACUUCUUCAAGGGUCCGGCUGUAUGAUAUUGUUGCAGUUUUUCCAAAGACAGAAAAACUUUUUCAUGUUGCUUGUACACAUUUAGAUGUAGAUUUAGUCUGCAUAACCAUAACAGAGAAACUACCAUUUUACUUCAAAAGACCCCCUAUUAAUGUGGCAAUUGACCGAGGCUUGGGCUUUGAACUUGUCUACAGCCCCGCUAUCAAAGACUCCACAAUGAGAAGGUACACAAUUGCCAAUGCCCUCAACUUGAUACAGGUCUGCAAAGGAAAGAAUGUAAUUAUAUCUAGUGCUGCAGAAAGGCCUUUAGAAAUAAGAGGCCCGUACGACGUGGCAAACUUAGGGCUGCUGUUCGGGCUGUCUGAAAGUGAUGCCAAGGCUGCAGUGUCCACCAACUGCCGGGCAGUGCUUCUCCAUGGAGAAACUAGAAAAACUGCUUUUGGAAUUAUUUCCACGGUGAAGAAGCCUCGGUCAUCAGAAGCAGAUGAUGAUGCUCUUCCGGCCUGCAAGAAAGCCAAGUGUGAGGGCUGAAGGGAGCCUCCAGCCUCUGCCAACACUCUCUUCUUCCAUUGGUUGGUUCAUCAGCUGCAACAGAAACGAAACCUU